This is a messenger RNA of Phragmites australis (common reed), 966 nucleotides long. RefSeq lists its product as uncharacterized. NCBI's taxonomy places the organism in Eukaryota, Viridiplantae, Streptophyta, Magnoliopsida, Poales, Poaceae. Gene Ontology annotation, biological process: maturation of SSU-rRNA from tricistronic rRNA transcript (SSU-rRNA, 5.8S rRNA, LSU-rRNA). The transcript has 5 exons. The record is from RefSeq and is a predicted model, not a curated record. The coding region runs from base 128 to 769 and encodes 213 amino acids. Gene Ontology annotation, cellular component: nucleolus.
UCGCCGCCUCCAUCGACGGAGCCCUAGCUCUCAACUCGACUCGACUCGCUUCGCUUCUCACCGCCGCCGAGCGCCUCGCUGUAGACAAAGCUCCUCCUCGCUCGGUAGUGUACGAGAGGAACAGUAGAUGGUGAAGGGGAGGCAGAAGCCGAGGCCGGCCAACGCGCCGGCCGAGGUGGUCUUCGACCCGUCGUCCUCCAUCGCCCGCAAGCCCCGCCGCCCCGGGGCGCCGUCGGCAAGCAACGAGUGGCACAGCUUCAUGGGAUCGAGUCUUUCGGAUAUGUACCAGAAGCCAGUUGUAGAGAAAUCUGCUGACAUGUCUGAUGAGGAGCCUGACAUUGAUAUUGGGAAGCUGUUGAAAGACGUUGAGCUCUUUGGCGCGUCUACAUGGAAGGAACGGAAGCAAAUAGAGAACCGUAGAGUGGUCGGAUUGGGUGGGAAGGCCAUUAAGAAGCACCGUACACCAUUAAGUGUGGCGAAGCCAGCUCUGAAGAAUCAGAAGAAACGAGAGCAGAGGAAAAUUGAAGAGGAAAAAUUACUUGGGAUUUUCAGGAAGCGAGAUAACAAGAAUAGCAAAGCUCAGAAGACUAGACCAGAGGACCGAGUUCUCAGGGCCACGGAAGGGCACUUCAAGAAUGGUAUACUUGACGUGAAGCAUCUUCUGGCGGCACCAAAACCAUCGGGCAGGGAUGCGCCGGAACCGAAGAUGAGAAAGGGCAAGAAGAAGGGGAAAGGUAAACAGAAGGGAGGCAAAGGGAAGAGACGUUGAGGAAAACUCCUUGUAGUCGGUUUUGUAUUAAGAUAGAUGCAUGAGGAUUAUAUCCAAUAUGAUCAUCUUUAUGGCGAUACCUUGUAAUCAGUUUUGUAUGAGACACUUCCUUGUUCUGCUGAUAUCUUCAAAGUCAUCCUUGAAACAUAAACGAGGUUAUCCUCCAGGCUGCCAUUCCACAAAGGCGUAUUGUUUCA